Messenger RNA from Xiphophorus maculatus (southern platyfish), 2806 nucleotides. RefSeq names its product solute carrier family 22 member 2-like. Gene Ontology annotation, biological process: transmembrane transport. Gene Ontology annotation, cellular component: membrane. The record is from RefSeq and is a predicted model, not a curated record. Bases 106 to 1782 code for a protein of 558 amino acids. The transcript is spliced from 11 exons. Lineage: Eukaryota; Metazoa; Chordata; Actinopteri; Cyprinodontiformes; Poeciliidae.
UGGUCCCGUUAAAAACCCAACUGGGCCAAACUGGGCCCGCAGUUCGAAUGGUCGGUGCGCAGCGAGAGGCCCGGCAUACAGAUCAGCUGCUUGGAGGCAAAACUCAUGGCCACUUUUGACGACAUCUUUGAGGAAGCGGGGAAGUUCGGGCGCUGCCAGAAGCGGGUCUUCGCCCUGCUGUGCAUGGUGUCCAUGCCGUGGGCCGGCGUGUACGUGGGCAUCGUGUUCCAGGGCUUCACGCCGGAUCACUGGUGCCGGGACUCGGCGGCGGUGCAGCGGAGGGAGGCCUGCGGAUGGAGCCGGGAGGAGAGUCGCAGGCUGACGGCGCCGCUGCUCAACAUCACCGGGGUUCUGCAGCGCAGCAGCUGUUUGCGCUACGAAGUGGACUGGAAUGUGACGGAAAACAGCUGCGAUCCACGGGAGACGGACCGGAGCGAAACCCCCACGGCCGGCUGCACCCAGGGCUGGGAGUACGACUAUGACGGGAGGAAGUCCUUCGUCACCGAGUUUGACCUAGUGUGUUCAGACGGGUGGCUGGUGGAUCUGUACCAGGCCACGCUGAACGUUGGCUUCCUGAUCGGCAGCAUCGCCAUCGGUUACCUGGCCGACAGGUUUGGGAGGAAAGUGAGCUUCCUCAUGUCCAACGUGCUGAACGGGAUCGCCGGCAUCCUGGUGGCCGUGGCUCCCAAUUACAUUUCUUUACUGGUUUUCAGGACUCUGUACGGGUUCGGAGUGAAAGGAGGAUGGGUGGCGGGAUACGUACUCAUCACAGAGAUCGUUGGGGUGGAGUUCAGACGGACGGUGGGAGUUAUUUACCAGAUGUUCUUCAGCGUUGGCAUCCUCAUCCUCCCUUUGCUCGCCUACUUCAUCACGGACUGGCGCUGGCUGCAGGUCGUCAUCACCGUCCCCUACAUCCUCUUCCUGUCCUACUACUGGUUCAUCCCUGAAUCUCCAAGAUGGCUGCUGUCUCAGAACAGGAAGUCCAAAGCUGUGAAGAUCACCAAAGACAUGGCGAAGGAAAACAGAAAGACUCUGUCCAAGAUGAUCGAGACGCUGUCGGAUGAUAACGCUGAUUCCUCCACCGCCUCCUUUAUGGACCUGAUCAGAACUCCAAAAAUGAGAAAACACACAAUUAUUCUCAGCUUCAACUGGUUCACCAGUGCCGUCGUCUACCAGGGUUUGAUCAUGCGGUUGGGAAUUCUGGGAGGAAACGUCUACAUCGACUUCCUGAUCUCCGGGCUGGUGGAGUUCCCUGCCGCCUUCCUCAUCCUCUUCACCAUCGAGCGAAUCGGCCGACGCCUCCCAUUCGCCACCGCCAACAUCGUGGCCGGCGCCUCCUGCUUCAUCACAGCCUUCAUCCCUGACAGUAUGUUCUGGUUUAAGACUGUGGUGGCCUGCGUUGGUCGGCUGGGGAUCACCAUGACCUUUGAGAUGGUCGUUUUCGUAAACACUGAACUCUACCCAACAUUUGUCCGGAACUUCGGCGUGUCGGUUUGUUCCACUCUGUGUGACGUUGGGGGCAUUGUCGCUCCUUUCCUGCUCUACAGACUGGCUGUCAUCUGGCUUGAGCUCCCACUCAUCAUUUUUGGAUGUUUGGCCUUCGUGGCUGGUGGUUUAGUUCUCCUUCUUCCAGAAACCAGAGGUGUGCCGCUGCCUGACACCAUCGACCAUAUCGAGUUUCCUGAGAGGGUGAAGGAAAAGAUGAUGCUGGAGAGCCAGCAGGUGGCCAACCUGCUGCCCAACAGCAAUGUGUCGUCCUGCAAAGAACCAGCAGUUGUCUGAUUUAUUUAUUUCUCUUCCUCAACUCUGUUUUUAUUUGUUUGGAUUCACUAAAACUCAUAUUGUUGCUGUACUGUUCACAUAUUCACAGAAGUUAGAGCUAAGAUGAAUCUGCGUUUAUGUUUUCUGCUGUUUAGCUACAGUAUUAAAUUAUUAAAGAGUUUUAUUCUAAAUACACUGGAGUGUUGAGUGUUUUUGUUCAGAGGUAAAAAGUUUUACUGAUUUUUAAUCUAACGUGAUGUUUUAUGGCCAGCAGAGGGCGAUAAUCAUGCAGCUGAAACAUCUGAUAAUCGGGCCUGAAAAUGGAAGUUUUUACUUCAUGAUUUCAUGUUCAAACUAUACAGUCUAUGAACUUUCAUUAGUUCACAGUAACUCACCUUUAUUCAGCUAAAGUUCAUAAUUUAUUGUCUAUAUAUUGUUUCUGUGGAGAAAAUUACAUAUAUUUCUAUGAAGAAGAAAAAAACAAUGAGGAAGUUUAGCUGCUGUUGUGUUUCCAUUUUAAAAUUAAAAAUGAAAUAGAAAAAAGUAUAAAAAGUAAAUUACGUCUAUCAAUUAUUCCUCGUAAAUAUGGUUUAUGUUUUUAGAAUAAGAUUUAAUAAGAGGGACAUUAUUUCUACUUUAGGAUAUAAACAUCUUGAACGCAGCAGUUACAUCAUUCUGACUUAUUUCCACAUUAUUGUCAAUGUUUUAUCUUUAAAACUGAAUUUCUACAUUUUUCUCAGCAUUUCUACAUUUUUCUUGAAAGUUUUGACUUUAUUCUGUAUUGAAGAAGAAGAAACAUGCAGCAUUUGUUUUUCUUGAUCCUCCUUCCUAUAUUUCAUAUAAUGCUGGUUAUGAAGAUGUCCUUUUUCUAAAUAUGUAAAUCAUUGAAUCCUAAACAUUCCUGGAUACCAAUGAUUAUCUGUAUUCCUUGAAUCUGUGAUUGUGUAAUACUUCAUUGAAAACAGAAAGCAUGCUUGUUACAAAUUAUGCGUAUUAAAGUUUGGAUAACUCCUCUGUCAUUCACUCAUUAAAAAUAUUGAAGGUU